AACCAGAUGAGGGCACUGGAUCCUCUGGACCUGGAAAUACAGACUGCUAUAGUUGCCACAUGGUUGCUGGGAACCAAACUCCAAGACUUCUGGAACAGCAGCAGGGGCUCUUAACCCACUGAGCCAUCUCUCCAGCCCCCCCUGUGCUUUGUAAAAAUUUAAACAAUUUUAAGGAUGACAUGCAUAGAUAUGCUUAUGUGGAUGGGAAAAAAGCUCAGAGGCCUUAACUCUAGACAAAGACCUAUACCCAAUUAAGGAAUCCUGAGAGCAGGAGAAAUAGUGUUUGGUAUUGGUUAUCCAAUACCAAGUGAUCAGCCCUGAAAAUCUGUAUACGAGUAACAUCAUACAGACCAAGCAUGUCGUAUUUAUUUAGGAGUGUGUGUCUGUAUGUAACAAUAAAUAAGAGGUCAUGAAUUUGAAAGAGCAAUGGGGUAGGGGAAGUAUUCAUGGGAAGGCUUAGGGAGAAGAAAGAGGGAAAUUGCAUAAUUAUAGUCUCAAUACAAUUUAAAAACAAAAAUUAAGCCAAUUUUACAUUUUUAGUUUGGUUUAUGUGUAUGUGUACAUGCAUGUGCACUGGCACCAUGGUUUCUGUCCCAAGGCAUUGUACCAUGGUGCCUGAGCCACAGUGUGCAUAUGGCGGUCAGAAGACAGCCGGGAGGAGUUAGUUUUCCUCCAAUGUGGCUUCUAGGUAUCAAAUCAGGUUCAUGUGACUUGGCAGCAAGCACCUUUAGUCACUGAGCCAUAUUCCAGUCUACUGUGCUUUAUUUCUCUACCUUGAUUACAUUCUCCCAUAGGUUAAAUUAAAAGGAAGAUUGGAGUUUGCUCUCCAGGUGAACAUAGGCUGUGAGGGUGAAGCUAGACCUCGGCUUGUCUCCCUCUCUAGACUCCUAGUUUUGUGAAGAAAAUGGUCUUACAAGGAAAGAGGGGAUACAAUUUUUUAUUGGCAUUUUUGUUUCCAAACCAAAGAAGGCUCAGAAUUGUAUGCUAAAUUACAUUUUUGUAAGCUCCUCUUCACUUACCAGGCUUAUGGAGCACAGGUUGAUAUGACUGAUUUUUAAAGUGAAACAACUGCAUCUGCCCACCAUCUAGGGUCAGACUCCUGCUUGAUUCUGCUAAAGCUUGGUGAUCACUAAGAAGUAUGUCUACCUAAUGUAGUAGCUGACGGUGAGGCCAUUCUGAAAGGCCUUCAGUCCAUUUUUCAGGAGCAGGGGAUGACAGAGUCAGUGCACACCUGGCAGGACCAUGGCUAUUUAGCAACCUACACGAACAAAAACGGCAGCUUUGCCAAUUUGAGGAUUUAUCCCCAUGGAUUGGUGCUGCUGGAUCUUCAGAGUUACGACACUGACACACAAGGCAAACAAGAAACGGACAGGCUUUUGAACAAAAUAGAAGAAAAAAUGAAAGAACUGAGUCAGGACAGUACUGGGCGGGUGAAGCGUUUACCACCCAUAGUUCGAGGAGGGGCCAUCGACAGAUACUGGCCUACUGCUGAUGGGCGCCUGGUUGAGUACGACAUAGAUGAAGUGGUAUAUGAUGAAGAUUCACCUUAUCAGAACAUUAAAAUCCUACACUCAAAGCAGUUUGGAAAUAUUCUCAUCCUCAGUGGUGAUGUUAAUUUGGCAGAGAGUGACGUGGCAUAUACUCGAGCCAUCAUGGGCAGUGGUAAAGAAGAUUACACUGGCAAAGAUGUGCUGAUCCUGGGAGGUGGAGAUGGGGGCAUAUUAUGUGAAAUUGUGAAACUGAAACCAAAGAUGGUCACUAUGGUAGAGAUUGACCAAAUGGUAAUUGACGGAUGUAAGAAAUUCAUGCGAAGAACAUGUGGAGAUGUCUUAGACAAUCUUAAAGGAGACUGCUAUCAGGUCCUCAUAGAAGACUGUAUUCCAGUACUGAAGAGGUACGCCAAAGAAGGGAGAGAGUUCGAUUAUGUGAUUAAUGAUUUGACAGCUGUCCCGAUCUCUACAUCUCCAGAAGAAGAUUCUACAUGGGAGUUUCUCAGACUGAUUCUUGACCUGUCAAUGAAAGUUCUGAAACAGGAUGGGAAAUACUUCACACAGGGGAAUUGUGUCAAUUUGACUGAAGCCCUGUCACUCUAUGAAGAACAGCUGGGGCGCCUGUAUUGUCCUGUGGAAUUCUCAAAAGAGAUUGUCUGUGUCCCUUCAUACUUGGAAUUGUGGGUAUUUUACACUGUUUGGAAGAAAGCUAAGCCUUAAAGAUGAGCAUCCCCUGAAUGUCGUGUGCUGCAAGCCGCCUUCCUGACUUCCAUUUGCUCUGUAUGCCAUCAACCAAGUCAGGCAACUGGUCAUGAAUUCCUUCAAGUGUUUUUUUGUUUGUUUUUAAUUAUUAUUUUUAAUUUAAAAAAAGCCAAUGGGAAAAAUGUAUAUUUUGAUGAGCUAGGGUGUUAAUUUUUGAAAGUCAUCCGAAGGACAAUUAGACAGCCCAGCGAAGACUGCGGAAUGCACUGACCCCCUAGAAUGUGACUUUAGGAUCUUUCUUUUUUUUUCUCUGUGUGGGGUUUGGGUUUUAGUUUUGGCUUCAGUAGACUUUAAUUUGGACUUGUGGAGGAAUGAACAUCAUUGUUUGUUCUGGAGAGAAGUUCCUGAUAGUGUUUCUCCCUCCCCCCACCCCCAAAUUGACUUAGAUUUUAAAAUUUGGUGCUUUCAAAAGACAUGAUUAGCAGUGCUUCAAUUAAAAUUACAAAAGA
Messenger RNA from Alexandromys fortis (reed vole), 2701 nucleotides. RefSeq names its product spermine synthase (gene Sms). Gene Ontology annotation, molecular function: spermine synthase activity. Lineage: Eukaryota; Metazoa; Chordata; Mammalia; Rodentia; Cricetidae. The coding region runs from base 1212 to 2210 and encodes 332 amino acids. Gene Ontology annotation, biological process: spermine biosynthetic process. The record is from RefSeq and is a predicted model, not a curated record. The transcript has 12 exons.